This is a messenger RNA of Acaulospora morrowiae, 2622 nucleotides long. The record is from the annotation of a GenBank genome assembly. NCBI's taxonomy places the organism in Eukaryota, Fungi, Glomeromycota, Glomeromycetes, Diversisporales, Acaulosporaceae.
AUGUCAAGAUAUAUAAAUCCUUGGCUACAAAAGAAAAACCGAGAAUCCGUGGAGGUUCGUAAUGAUGUUACCAAAAAGGAUGAAGAAGACCCCGAUACAAAAAUCAAAGAUUCUAUGAAUACGGAAGAAAAUAAUAAUUCGCAAUCAACGAAAUCUCCAAAUAAGGACCGUAAAUCAAUUAGAUCUUUGUUUUCAUCAAAAAUACCUUUGUCUCUUCAUCCAAUUCGAAUUCAAUCCAUCAAGGAAAUCAAAUCUCAGCGAUACUCCGAAGCGCUCACUUUAUUGGAUCAGCUGAUUGAACUCUACUCUAACAAUUAUUACGUUUUAUACGAUAGAGCAUUGGUGUAUUCGAAGAUGGGUAAAAAUAAUUUGGCGUUAAAGGAAGUGGAUAAGGCCAUAAAAUCCGAUCCCACAAGAACAGAUGCAAAUUAUCUUUGCGGUGAAAUUCAUUUUGCUCUAGGAAAUCUGGAGGUAGCAAGAGAAACGUUCAACAAGGCUCUUACAAAGGAUCCUGAUAAUCCACAUGCUGUCAAUGCAUUGAAAUCUCGAGCGAUUCUCAAUAAAAAUGUCGGAAAAACCAAAAAUGCGAUUACCGAUUUAGAAAAGUAUUUGAUGAAGAUUAACUACUCUGAUAGAGACAGCGUAUUUCAAUGCGGCAAAAUUUAUUUAGACGCAAAGGAAUACAGCGAAGGAUUGGAAUUCCUGAUGAAUAUUGUAAGGGACGAUGAUACUUGCGAGCUAUUUAUAUUAAGUGGUAUCUUUGCUCAGAAGAUGAAAAAAUUUGAGCUUGCUGCAGCUUAUUUUAACACGGCUCACGAGAAAAAUCCGGAUAACUCAUUGGUCCUUGUGAGACGCGCAAAAAUUAAUUUUCUCACAAAAGAUUUCUCAUUAGCACUAAGCGAUCUUGAGACAGCCUCGAGUCUAGGUCAUAAAGCUGACUCUUCGUUUCUUAGAAAACGCGGUAAAGUCUAUUACGAACUUAGACAGUACAAUAAAGCUCUUUUGGACAUUAAUGGAGCAUUGGAAUUACGCAAGAAAUCAACUACCUAUACUAUUCGUGCAAAAAUAUUUAAAAUGUUUAACUGUGUCGACAGAGCUUUGUCAGACUUGGUAAAAUCCUUGGAGAUGGAUCCUGGCAAUGAAAAAGCAAAAUCUUUGAGAUUAACUUACACUGAAUCUGCAAAUAGACAUAACAAACAGCUAGAUGUAUUAAAUGCUCAACUCGAGAAUGCUUUUGAUGCGAAAUUACUUGUCAAGCGAGCUCGUGUAUAUCGCUCAAUGAAACGCUACGAUGAUGCACUAAAUGACCUUAAAAAUGCUGCACUCGAUGAUGCCACUGUGCAUAUUGAGUAUGGAGAAAUUUACAGAAAUCUAUCGAAUUUCGAAAGAUCCCUGUAUCAUUUAUUCAUAGCGUUAGAUAAAGAUCCACAAAGUGAUCAUAUACAAAGAUUAUUGGGAAGAGUUUAUUACUAUAACAAUAACUUUCAAUAUGCUAAAUAUUUUUUAAAAAAAUCUUUAGCAAAGAAUGACUUUUCAUCAGCCUAUAGAUAUCUUGGAAAAACCGAGAUGUUACUUGGAGACCCUUCGAAAGCCAUAGAAAAUUUUAACAAAGCAUUAAAAUCGAAACCGGUUGAUCCGGAUGUUUUAAUAGAACGUGCUGAAGCUCGCGCACAACUUGAAGAGUACGAAGAGUCCCUUAAAGACUUGGAUCAGGCAAUGGAAUUUUCAUACGAGAAUAAAGUGAUUUAUGAAUCAAAGGGAUUAGUUUAUGCCAGACUUGGAAGAUAUCAAGAAGCACUCAAAUGCUUAAAUGUUUCCAUCGCAAUACAUUCUAAAGAUAAUUCGUCACCAAGUGUUAGUACAUUCUUGGUUCGAGCAAAAAUCCUUCUCAGAUCAAAUGAGUAUUCCAGUUCGUUGUUAGAUUACAACAAAGUUUUGGAACUUGAUCCAAACAAUGCCGACGCAUUGUUCAAUCGAGGAAAUCUUAAUUUGAAGAUUUGUAAGUACCAAGAGGCCUUGGAUGAUUUUAACAAUUUAUUGGAAAAGAAAAAAAUAAUUCAUGAAAGUAGCGAUGAAACACUCGUCGAUAAACAAAAUGUUAUAAAGAAAUUAUUAUGUCUAAAAGCCGAAUCCUACUAUCACCUGAACAGAUAUGAGGAUGCCAUGUUUAGCCUUGACGCAGCUUCUAAGGUGUCUAUGCAUUCGCGAGUGAGUCUUUCGAUCGAUUUCUCGUCCAUAUUUCCGAUCCACAAAGAAUGUUCCUAUUGUUCGAUUCACAUACCACUUCUCAAUGCAUAUGUAUUUCGAGCCAUCAAGGAAUACGAAAAAGCUUUGUCUUAUCUCAACAAAAUAUUAUAUCCAAACUUGGGCUGCAAUGAUCUGGAAGAGAAUGAGGAGUAUCUGAACUUGAAGCAAAGGGUUUUAGGCCUUAGAGGUUCGAUUUAUUGUGAUCUGGGAAAAUACGAGAAGGCAUUGGUGGACUUUGAUGCGGUGUUGGAAAAUGAAGAUAAAGAUAUUCAAAGUUGGAGGGUUUAUUGCGAACGAAGUAAGAUUUUGCUUCAUGUAGGAAAUGAAGAAAAGGCCUGGAAGGAUUUGAAAAAGGUUUUAAUUGUUGACUUGUAG